Ipomoea triloba (trilobed morning glory) is the source of this 1102-nucleotide messenger RNA. RefSeq names its product 36.4 kDa proline-rich protein-like. Bases 52 to 849 code for a protein of 265 amino acids. NCBI's taxonomy places the organism in Eukaryota, Viridiplantae, Streptophyta, Magnoliopsida, Solanales, Convolvulaceae. The record is from RefSeq and is a predicted model, not a curated record. The transcript is spliced from 2 exons.
AUCUGCACAAUCUCUGCAAUUCUCUCUUCCUUCCUUCUUCAUCACUUAACCAUGGAGGUCUCUAAGGUAACAGCUCUUCUUCUCAUCUCCAUGCUCUUCAUUUCCUCCGCCACUCCCAUUUUGGGCUGUGGCACCUGCGGAAAGCCGAUUCACAAGCCCAAAAAGCCCACGCCUAAACCUCCGGUCACCGUGCCGCCGAUCACCCUCCCACCGGUCGUUAAACCUCCGGUCACCGUGCCACCAAUCACCCUCCCACCGGUGGUUAAACCUCCGGUCACCGUGCCGCCGAUCACCCUCCCACCGGUGGUUAAACCCCCCGUUACCGUCCCGCCGAUCACCCUCCCGCCGGUGGUCAAGCCCCCGGUGACCGUCCCUCCGAUCACCCUCCCGCCGGUCGUCAAACCUCCAGUCACCGUCCCUCCGAUCACCCUCCCGCCGGUCGUCAAACCCCCAGUCACCGUCCCUCCGAUCACCCUCCCGCCGGUGGUGAAACCCCCAGUUACCAUCCCUCCAAUCACUUUGCCUCCGGUGAUUCCUCCGAUCACUAAGCCACCAUCCGGCCCGGCCAAGCCCUGCCCACCAGCGGCGGCGACCUGCCCCAUUGACACCCUGAAGCUCGGGGCCUGCGUAGACCUUCUCGGCGGGCUAGUCCACGUCGGACUCGGCGACCCGGCCGUGAAUGAAUGCUGCCCCAUCCUUAAAGGCCUCGUUGAGCUAGAAGCCGCGGCUUGCUUGUGCACAACCUUGAAGAUUAAGGCUCUCAACCUCAGCAUUUACGUUCCGCUCGCUCUUCAGCUCCUUGUCACCUGCGGCAAGACUCCUCCUCCUGGAUACACUUGCGCUGUCUAAAACCACCUAAUAAGGGUCUAAGCUGUAGAUUUGAUGGAUUGACAUGAAAGGAUGUCGAGCCUAUGAUUUCUUUCUUUAUGAUUCCACUCCCACCCACCCCCCCUCCUCCCCACCCACCCACGCCUUAGUAUCUCUUUCUCUACAGUGUGGAUUGAAAUUAAUUAUGUAUCUUUGGGUUUAUUUGAACAGCAAUUUAUUGAUGGUAAUUUUAUUUCAUGUGUAUUGUUAAUGUUAAUUUUAUUUGUUUUAUUUA